Messenger RNA from Solea senegalensis (Senegalese sole), 4241 nucleotides. It is a transcript of the gene nfascb, whose product is annotated as neurofascin homolog (chicken) b. Gene Ontology annotation, biological process: cell-cell adhesion. Bases 97 to 3645 code for a protein of 1182 amino acids. The record is from RefSeq and is a predicted model, not a curated record. NCBI's taxonomy places the organism in Eukaryota, Metazoa, Chordata, Actinopteri, Pleuronectiformes, Soleidae. The transcript is spliced from 27 exons. Gene Ontology annotation, molecular function: protein binding.
GGCGGAGGGAGCUCUGAUUUGACUCUACAUGACAGAGAUCAGAAGAACAGGAGAACUGGAGCUCAAAGAUCUUGCUGGAUUAAAUGAACUGUAAAGAUGGGUAAACUGGUCAUACCAGUGCUGCUGCUGCCACUGCUGCUCCUGUGGCAGAGUGUUUGGUCUUUGGACAUCCCUUUGGAAGUCAAACAACCUCCAACCAUUAUCAAGCAGUCAAUGAAGGACCAUAUUGUUGACCCCAAAGACACGAUGGUCAUAGAGUGUGAAGCCAAAGGAAACCCUCAUCCUAUAUUCUCAUGGAGGCGCAACGGGAAGUACUUCAACGUGGCGCGUGACUCUCAGGUCUCGAUGCGCAGGCGCUCGGGGACGCUGGACAUUUAUGCCUGGAACAAUCCAGAACAAUACGAGGCUGAGUAUCAGUGCAUCGCUUCCAAUGAGUUUGGGUCUGCGUACUCCAACAUGAUCAGACUACGACUGUACAGAGCUCCUGUGUGGCCGAGGGAGAUUCUGGAGCCUGUGGUUGUCAGUGCCGGGAAGCCUCUGGUCUUGUCCUGUGACCCUCCACCUGGCCCCCCUAAACCUGAGAUCUACUGGAUGUCCAGCUGCACUUACGCGAGACCCUUCAACUGGCCGAUUCAGACAGCGUUCCCCACCAUACAGCCUGUGCAGCAGGACCGCAGGGUUUCCACGGGAGUCAAUGGAGAUCUGUACUUCUCCAGUGUCCUUUUUAAUGACUCUCGGACUGACUACUGCUGCAAUGCUCGUUUUCCCUAUAAGAAUGUCAUCCAGCAGAAGAUGCCUGUGGUUGUUAAGGUGCUUACCACUCGAACAGUGGCUGAGGCUGCCCCCACCUGGUUGUCUCCCUCAGGCUCAUCCAGCUCCAUCCUGGUUCUGCUGGGGGAGGAACUGCUCCUGGAGUGCAUUGCUGCAGGAGUGCCAACUCCCCAUAUUACCUGGGCCAAGGAUGGUGCAGACCUGGACGUCACGCCACGCAUGAAAAUAAAGAAUUUCAACAAGAUGAUUCAAAUCCCAAAGGCGUCAUUUGAAGAUGCUGGUGAAUACGAGUGCACCGCCACCAAUAAGAUCAGCUACAUUCAGCACACAAUAACAGUCAGGGUCAAAGCGGCCCCGUUCUGGUUGGAGAAGCCCAACGAUUUAGUCUUGGCUCCUGAAGAAAGUGGACGUUUGGUGUGUCGUUCGGACGGAGCUCCUCGUCCCACAGUCACCUGGUUCGUCAAUGGGGAACCAGUUGAAAGUGAUACACCACAGCCUAACAGAAAGGUGUCAGGAGACACACUGAGCUUCCACAGUGUGACCGCAGCAAACACUGGCGUCUACCAGUGCAAUGCUUCCAAUCAGUAUGGAUACUUGUUGGCCAACGCUUUGGUCAAUGUGCUACAUGCAACGCCGCGCAUCCUUGCACCCAGGAGCGAUUUCAUCAAGGUGGUCGAGGGCAGUCGCGCCCUCUUUGAUUGCCGUUACUUUGGUUCCCCGGUGCCCGAUUUACGAUGGUCCAAAUACGGUCAGGGAAACCUUGAGGGUAAUCGUUUUAAGACCCACAGUAAUGGGACACUGGAGAUCAAACGCAUACGGAUAGAAGACCAAGGGACGUAUUUGUGCGUCGUGAGCAAUGUUGCAGGAAGAGAUGAGAGUCAAGUCCGGGUAGAAGUCAAAGAGCCCACACUAAUUGUCACAAGGCCUCAGAAUAUGAAAGUGAUUCGUGGAAGUAAUGUGAAGUUCGAGUGUGGGGGAACAGCAGAUGUCACGACUCCUCUCACAACCACGUGGCUGAAAGACAAAAAGCCACUCGGCCUGGGCUGGAGAAUGUCUCUGGACGAAUCAAAUCUGCUCAUCAAUAAUGUAAACAGAGGCGAUGAGGGCAAUUACACCUGUGUCAUCAAGAGUGAGCUGGACCAGAAAUCGGCCUCGGCGUGGCUCAUGGUGAUGGACCGCCCAAAUCCUCCCACUAAUCUGGAGUUGUCGGAUCCAUAUGAGCGCAGCGUAAGACUCAGUUGGGUUCCCGGUGACAGUAACCACAGCCCCAUCACAGAGUAUUUAGUGCAGUAUGAUGAUGACGACUGGUUGCCAGGGAAGUGGAAGAACCUAUCGACACACCCAGGGAACCUCAACUCCGUCUACCUGCAUCUGUCACCUUUCACCUACUAUGAGUUCAGGGUCAUCGCUAUAAACGAAAUUGGAUUAAGUCGCCCCAGUCGCCCGUCCAUGCGCUUUCAGUCCAGUGGCGCACCCCCAGAUGCCAUCCCAAAGAAUCUAAAGGGCGUGGGAACAUGGAGGAAUAAUAUGGAGAUCAGUUGGGAGCCUCUGACCUGGAGAGAGUGGAAUGGGCCACACCUGAAGUAUCUGGUGUGGUGGAGAAGAAGAGAUUCUCGAGAGGAAUGGAAGAACGCCACCACUAAAUGGCUGAGAUAUUACAUAUAUGAUGCCGAUACAUUCACUCCCUAUGAGUUAAAAGUCCAGGCUGUCAAUGACUUUGGGUUGGGUCCAGAGUCUCCUGUGGUCAUUGGUUACUCUGGGGAAGACCGUCCUUUAACUGCACCUCUGAACUUGAGAGUGUCCGACAUCGAGAGCUCUCAGGUGACGGUGCAGUGGGACCCAGUGACACGUGAAACUAUCAUGGGAGAAAUAAAAGAAUACAAGGUUUACUACUGGCGGGACAGCAGCCAGCUGAGGUGGCACAGAGUGAACAGAGCAAUGAAGUCCAAAGUAUUUGCAGAUACUGGUCCAGAGCCAUCUGGAGUCGUAACUGAGCUCUUCCCCUACAGCAACUACAAGAUGUACAUCGUGGUGACAAACAAUCGUUACGAAGGGCCGCCCAGCAAUAACAUACACUUCUCCACGCCUGAAGGAGUCCCAUCUGCUCCCAGUUCCUUCAGGAUCCAACAGAGACAUCUGGACAUUAUUUAUGUCGACUGGGACCUGCCGGCAGAACCCAACGGUAUCAUCACUGGAUAUUCCCUCAAGUACCAGACAGUGAAUACCACCAGGGGGGAGGAGCUGCGAGUCGAGGAGUUCCCUCCAAAUGUAACAAGCUUCUCAGUCCGCCGGUAUGACCGCUACACUCGAUACAGAUUCUCAGUGGCGGCACGGACACAGGUCGGAAUAGGGGAUUGGCAUACGGAGGAGUCUCCCCACUACACCACAGAAAUAUAUGCUCAGGACCAGGUGGACAUUACCACACAGGGGUGGUUCAUCGGGAUCAUGUGUGCUGUGGCUCUCAUUGUGCUCAUACUUCUAAUAGUCUGCUUCAUCAAGAGGAGCCGAGGAGGGAAAUAUCCAGUGCGGGAAAAAAAGGACAUUUCAUUGGAGCUAGUGGAUGACAAAGACCAAGAGGGAUCCUUUGAUUAUCGGUCUCUUGAAAGGAUAGCACGUGUGACCACUUUGCCCUACCCUCGGAGGGAGGAAGAGAGAGGACUUCAGCGAGGCCAGCCGUCCAUGGAGGCAAUGAUGAAGCCGUCAGACAGCGACGACAGUCUGGUGGAUUACGGUGAAGGAGGUGAGAUACCAUUCAAUGAGGACGGCUCAUUUAUUGGCCAGUACACAGGAACCAGGAGGGAUGUCAGAGAUCUGGACUUUGGCGGAAGUCUGGAGCUUCACUCUCCGAUGAAUGCUAUCUACUCCAUGGCAUGAAGCUGAAAACAAACAAAAAAAAACUGGAACUGCCCGACACAGCUUUUGUGCAUUUUCAGAAAAAAAGGGGAAACUUAAAAUGGAAGUUUUUCCAUUUUGUCUUGUAAAUACAUACAAAUACGUUGUCGAUGCACACACACACACACACACACACCUACACAUACCAUAUUGUUGAACUAUGGAGCAACACUGGCUGCAAUAUUGAAAGCGACAGAAAUGGACCAGUUUAUCAUGUUGAUAAAAGACGUUGCAAGGAGCCACUGAACCUCGUUAUUGCAGCUUCCUUUGUGUCUACUAAUUUAUGUACUGAGACUGUGUUUCGUAAUGAAAAAAAAGGGUCACGCCUUCACCAUGAGGUCAGCUGAUAUCUAGUGUCAGCCUUCAGUAACUUGGUGUAUGAAAAGUCUAGUCUAUCUAUUUUUCAAAUGGAGGUCAUAAUGCCCAGCAGCCUUAAAUCAGCUAUAGAAUCUGACAGAAUGGAGAUUUAUUGGAGAAUUAUUAAUCUUUACAUAACAAUUUUUGUUUAUUUGAUCAUUCAUAUCAAGUAUGUGUUACCAGAGUUAUGCCCUAGUGUAAAUAAAUAUUUAUUUCUACCU